Echinostoma caproni is the source of this 1860-nucleotide messenger RNA. Lineage: Eukaryota; Metazoa; Platyhelminthes; Trematoda; Plagiorchiida; Echinostomatidae. The record is from the annotation of a GenBank genome assembly.
AUGUCGUCGCAUAGUCAACGAGGCAAAGUGAAGACUAUUCCUCGUAACCGAAGUCAGCGUAUGCCCGUUGCUCCAGCCAGUUUCACGAAAGGUGUUUCCGGACAGACCGAAGAUAACUUAGGUAUUUUUUCAAAUUCGGAGUUGACGUAUGCUUUGGGACGUCAUGUUGUUGGAAACAUAGGUGAAGUGAUGACCGUUGAUAACGAGCGAAUACUCGGUGUUAUCAAGGCUGUAUCUCCGGAUGGUGCUAUGUGUUUAACUUACGCGUACAGCACUCAGCGUAGCAAAAAUGGUCAAAUUGGUGAUGAGGUAAAAACGGAUGCUGAGUUAGCGGCAGAAUGUGAUUUGACACGUGCCGCUUCGCCUGAUAAGGAACUUGUUCCGUUUUUCGAACCGUCGGAGACAGUCAAGGAUUGCUCUUUGGACGAAGGUGGAUUCCCUGCUGACGAAAUGUUCAAAACCAAUAAAGAGUUGUUUUCUGUUUCUUCGACGUACAAUGCUGAUCUCAGGGAGUACACUACUCCUGUAGAUCGGAAUGCACCUAACUUUUCCGAAACGGAGGCACGGUGUGCUAAGCUGGCUGAAGAUAUCGAGCGGAAUCAAUCUCCGGGAGCUCAGCUAGAAGGCGUUUCUGAUGAUGAAGAGCAGGCAUUCAGUGCUGUUACGCGUGAAGUUAAAGAGCAGGCGUCUACCAUACAACAUAACCGGCGCCCUCGUCCAGGCCGACAACGCCCCAUCGCUCGAUCCAGCGCAGUUAACAGCGUCACCAACGAUUUAAACCGUGUAACUGUAAGCGGACAGAAACCGGUUGAAGCUCGAAAAGAUGACCAGGAUGUUUCAAGUGUCACAACCGACGUGGAACCAGUCGUACACGAUACAGCACCUACUUCCACUAAGACGACAGAGGUUAAAGUGAAUGAAGUGGAGGUACCAGAACCAGUGGUCGCUAAGCCUUCAACAACUGCAGAAUCUCCCACCACUCCUGCGCCAACUACAACUGUUACAUCUACGUCUGAAACCAAAGUUAAGAAGUCCACUUUAGAUCCGAAUGCUCCGCUUUUCCACCCGAUGGGAAUACAAUACGCGAUUCCACAACAUUUACAACAACCACUACCUCAAACACAGCCGGUGCCUUACUCUGCCCCAUCAGCGGUGGUUAGUGUAUCACAUCCUGUCACUUUUGCCGUGCAGACCCUACCGGCGCUCAUCAGUGCUCAACAAGCCCAAAGGUUCGCGGUUACUAUGCCUUAUGUGUCUCAUUCGAACCAACUUCCACAUUUGGUUCCAACUAUGAUGUCCGGACCAGUGCCAGGGAAUAUGCAUCAGCAAAUGCGUGCUGGGUCGCUACCACCCGGUUUACACCAACAGGGAUUUCAAGCUGCCCUCAAUUCCGGAGCUAAUAUUUUUCUGCAACACCCACAACAGCCUGACCAUGGCCAUCCAAUUCCAAUCUUCCAGUAUGCCCCGGGUUUGAUGUUUGCCCCCAACCAACCGAACGCUGGCUAUUAUCCUUCUCCUGCGAUGUUGGCUGCACCUAACUCGAUCAAUCCGGCCGGCGUUCUACCAAUGGUAAACCAAUCCGCGUCCAACGCUCAGCCGCCACCAGGUGGACAUCCACAGGGCACUGUAGAUCCUUCGUUGCUUAAUUCACAGCAGCUGUCGAAUGCGCAAUUCCAGCAGAUGACCUGUCAGCCUCAGCAUCUUCUACCGCAGUUUAAUGCUGCGCAAGCGCAAUUUGUGCAUGCACAACAACUGAACGCGAAUCAGCAUCUCAACCAACAAGCGAUGACCCAGAGUGCCUAUCAAGCAAUGGCUGCCAUAGCUUCCGGUGGUGCUGCCAAUCUCUCUCAGGGCCAUUGA